This is a messenger RNA of Echinostoma caproni, 387 nucleotides long. NCBI's taxonomy places the organism in Eukaryota, Metazoa, Platyhelminthes, Trematoda, Plagiorchiida, Echinostomatidae. The record is from the annotation of a GenBank genome assembly.
AUGUCUUCCGGCCAGGGCUUUCUUGCCGGGCUGGGUGAUUUUCUGGCCGCUCCCACUCGGCUCUGGCGUAUGCAUCGGCGACUGAUCGCACUAGACCCGAAAGCGCGUGCAAUGGAAGAGGUCCAGUUGCACCGCCUCGAACGGAAUCGUCGAGUUCAGCUGCGUACACGUAUGAUGGACUCGUAUUCGGCCACAUCAACACCCAGCAUUGCCCCGUCCGCACCGCAUGCGGCCUUAACCGAUUCCAGUGGACUAUUUCAACCACUUGUUCGAAUGUGGUUAAUCAAUGUGGGUUUAAUUCUGAUAUUGCCACCUUUCUACCUUCUAGAUUCUGGCUGUACUUUCUUCUCUGUUCAACUUCAUCGGUUCGACCAAUCGGAUUGGUAA